Penicillium concentricum is the source of this 498-nucleotide messenger RNA. Its product is annotated as DUF3807 domain-containing protein. The transcript has 2 exons. The record is from RefSeq and is a predicted model, not a curated record. NCBI's taxonomy places the organism in Eukaryota, Fungi, Ascomycota, Eurotiomycetes, Eurotiales, Aspergillaceae. The coding region runs from base 1 to 498 and encodes 165 amino acids.
AUGCAGGUCCCAAAUGUAACUGUGGAUGACCUCCAAGCCUUCCAAUCCAACCACUUCCCUGGCCAACAGCUGGCCGUGUUCCCCCUAGAAAAUGACCAGACCACAGACGAUGAUCUCGGACACUACCCAGAUGGAGUGAAACGCACCCUCACAGAUGAGCAAAUUCGGAUCUUCAGACAUAGCGAAAUCCACGCCCUGCUGCGGGAGAGGCAGCUCAAAGAUGACGAGACGCAAUACCAAGCUCGCAUGCAGUCAUCUCGAGAUAGAUCAGAGGGUAAACCGGAGGCCGCACCAGAGAAGCGAGCUCUAGACGCCGAGUCUCAGACCAAGGGUGGCGAUCAGAAGCGGUCACAGUCACGAAAGGGGUCUAAGAGACACGCUCCAGACAAGACUCCUAAGCUGGACUACGGGGACGACUCUGAUCAAACACAAAUGACAAGGCCACCGGUGUCGCAGAUGCCUUACCAAGGUCGCAGGAUUAUUUCCUAUGAUGACUGA